Molecule: messenger RNA, 1362 nt
Organism: Lactuca saligna
Lineage: Eukaryota; Viridiplantae; Streptophyta; Magnoliopsida; Asterales; Asteraceae
Source: the annotation of a GenBank genome assembly
AUGGCGCUACGCCAACUCCGACGUACACUAACAACCACCACCACCAACAAACUACCAAUAUUGUACAACUCCGCCUCCACCUCCGACGAUGCGGUUACCCUCCAGCUACUCUCAUGGGGGCGAGGCUCUUCAGGCCAACUCGGCAACGGCAAGGAAGAAUCGCAUCUAUAUCCUUCUCCCUUUUCAUCUAUCAUUCUCCCUCCUCUCUCUUACCGUAUCUCUUCAUCGACUUCAUGUCACACGAGAAACGACGACCAAUUAGAAAUUGGCAUUGCCUGUGGACUAUUUCAUUCUGCUGUGCUAAUCGAUGGGAAAUUGUGGAUUUGGGGAAAAGGCGACGGUGGACGCCUCGGAUUUGGUCAUGAAAACACUGUUUUUCGUCCGACGGUGAAUUCUAACCUGGAAUCGGUUCGGAGUAUUGCUCUCGGUGGGCUUCACUCCGUCGCACUCGAUUCACAUGGUCACGUAUUCUCAUGGGGUUAUGGUGGUUUUGGUGCUCUUGGUCAUUCUGUUUACACCAGAGAACUCUCUCCAAAACGAGUACAAGGCACUUGGGAGGGACAAAUCACUCAAAUUGCAACCAGUGGUACACAUACUGCUGCAAUCACUGAAGCAGGUGAGGUAUAUACAUGGGGAAGAGAUGAAGGGGAAGGGAGACUUGGGCUAGGUCCAACACGUGGUCAAAAUGAAGUUGGUGGACUUAGCAUACCUUCAAAAGUAAAAUCACUACAAGUUCCCGUUGUUUCUGUUGCAUGUGGUGGUUUUUUUACAACCGUCAUUACAGAUGAUGGCCAGUUGUGGAGUUGGGGAGCAAAUUCAAACAAUGAGCUUGGAAGAGGCAACCGAAUUGGUGGUUGGAAGCCUCAACAGAUUCCCGGUCUUGAGGGUGUUCGUGUUGUUCAAAUAGCAAGUGGUGGAUAUCACUCUCUUGCAUUAACCGAUGAUGGUGGAGUGCUUUCUUGGGGGUAUGGUGGACAUGGACAAUUGGGGCAUUUUUCUACACAAAAUCAAACUGUUCCUUUGAUUAUCGAGUCUCUAGCUGCUGAGAAAGUUGUCCAUAUUGCUUGUGGAGGUUCUUCAUCAGCUGCUGUAACUGAUAAAGGGAAGUUGUACAUGUGGGGAAAUGGGAAGGAUGGACAAUUAGGGGUUCCUGGUGUGCCAGAAAUACAACCUUUUCCAAUUGAAGUAAAAUUUUUAAUGGAGGAUGAUGGUUUGGGGGGUUCAUAUAAUGUUGUUUCUGUAGCCAUUGGUGCAUCACAUGCUCUUUGUUUGGUUUCGAGAAUAUGCUCAACCAUCGUAGCUGAUUUGACCAAAACAGUUAGAGGAUUUCAGCUCAUCGGAGUCAACAAAGAUUUAAGCUGA